This is a messenger RNA of Aspergillus neoniger CBS 115656, 561 nucleotides long. RefSeq lists its product as uncharacterized. The record is from RefSeq and is a predicted model, not a curated record. Bases 1 to 462 code for a protein of 153 amino acids. NCBI's taxonomy places the organism in Eukaryota, Fungi, Ascomycota, Eurotiomycetes, Eurotiales, Aspergillaceae. The transcript is spliced from 3 exons.
AUGGCUACUCGCACUGUUUACCUCAUGUCCUUCCGCGGUAUUGCAACCCAAAGGGCGCACUUUGCGAUUUUUGUUCCGUCGGCCGCAAAACCUGAUACAGGAACCAUGCCGUUGCGAAACUACUCCCCAAAGUUUACCAAACAGCGGUACGAGAUCUUUCCGAUAGGGGAAGUCUCUGGGGCCAACAUUGUCGAUUCUCCCGACGGACCACCGGGCACGGACAACAGCCCUAAGGGUAAUAUCGAAAUCGCUGCAAGCCAGGUUCCAACUCCUCGGAAAAGCGAGAACUUUAUGGCACCUGUCAACGAGACCACGAACAAGAGGUGUCAAGAAUGGACAAUGGAGUUUAUCCGCCACCUAGUUUCCAAAGGCUUGAUUGGAGAAGGGGCGAUCGAGAUAGUGCAGUCCAAGCGCGACCCGCCGACCCAUGGAAUUGGAUUGCAGCGCGUAGCUGGACGUUAGUUGAGUUGAUGGGAGAAACGCCCAUUUUCGUGCGGAAAGGAUGGUUAAUUGAAACCAACAUGGGUGCGAUGUAUCUAUUCAUAUUGAAGACUAUAGCAG